Messenger RNA from Kockovaella imperatae, 1638 nucleotides. Its product is annotated as P-loop containing nucleoside triphosphate hydrolase protein. Bases 1 to 1638 code for a protein of 545 amino acids. Lineage: Eukaryota; Fungi; Basidiomycota; Tremellomycetes; Tremellales; Cuniculitremaceae. The record is from RefSeq and is a predicted model, not a curated record. Gene Ontology annotation, molecular function: ATP hydrolysis activity; ATP binding. The transcript has 5 exons.
AUGACCAAAUUACCUUUGGUGAGGCUGCCGCCGAACGCGACCAUCCAUCGCCUGGGCACGGCAUCAACGGCUCGUAAGGAACUCGCUCUCUUGCGGUUCCCGCCAGCAGGAUGGACUAUCGACAGGGACACGACACCAGCUCGAGGUUGGGCUAUAGUGGGAGACUCGGAGGGCAGGCGAUUGGCCGUUGAGACUCUCCUCAGUCGACAUCGUAUUCAUCCUAUCACAUCUCCUCCUGGGCCAUUCCCAUACAUCACUCACAUCAGCACACCUCCAAGUCCGUUCUCAAAUGAGAAUGUGUUCAACACCUCAAAGCCCGUUCGACACCUUUCAUUCGCUCGUCCGCCUACAACGGGUGAAUUUACGGAUUUCACAGCUCGAUAUGGAGCCCUUCAAGAGGACGACAAAAUCACUUUCAGGCAGACUCUCUCUUCCUUAGAUCCUACGCCCCCUCCCGAUGCUAUCGAAUCUGUCUCCAAAAAGAUGCAAAUCGAUCACCUUCUGGAUCUGCCGUCUGUGUCGUUGUCCUCAGGCCAAACUCGGAGAGCUAGGAUAGCGGCGGCAUUGUUGACGAAACCCGUUUUGCUCAUUUUUGAGGAUCCAAUGUCUGGCUUGGAUGUGAACUCGAGGGAUCAAGUGUCAGCCAUCCUAGGUGAAAUCAACGCGAAAUGUGAUCCGGCGAUCGUGCUCGUGCUCAGGGGCAAGACGGGCGAUAUACCAGCGUGGGUCACCGACAUCUGCGAGAUUCGGGAUGGAAAUGUGUGGAUUGGAUCUAGAGAGGUCUGGGAGCAGGAGAAGGCGGCCAGUAUAGGCUCUGACAUUCAUCAGAGCUCACCUGAGGUGAUCGAAUCAUCGAGUCCGCCAUCGGCCAAUGAGGCCAUUGAGCCUGUCGUUGCGAUGAGCAGAGUCUCUAUAUCCUACGGGGAGGGUAGCCGACCUGUCCUCAAAGAUAUCUCAUGGAGCAUCUUACCUGGAGAGAAAUGGCAUCUCCAAGGAUCAAACGGCUCAGGCAAGACUACUCUCCUGUCCCUUGUUCUAGGGCAUCAUCCUCGAUCCUUUAGUCUGCCAGCUGAAUCUCUCACACUGUUCUCCAAACCACGACGGAUGACGCCGACCCCGAUUCUUCGGACCAUGAUCGGUCACACGUCCCCCGAGAUCUAUGCUGCGUUCCCAAGAGGAAUGGGUCUCACAGCUACUGAGGCAGUCGGAUCAGGAUUUGAAGGCGUAUUCUCCAGGAGGCAGCUGAACGCUGAGCAGAAAGAGCGCGUCAGGUCUCUCCUGGGGCGCUUCAUAAAGCAGUUCACCCCAACCCGCUAUGAUACAGGCUCGACAGCUGAAGCAGAAAGCGUCACCUCGAUCGGUCGACGACCUUUCGCACACUUCACGGCGCCUCAACAAGCCCUUCUGCUCUUCCUCAGAGCAGUGGUCUCUCGACCCAAGUUGUUGGUCCUCGACGAGCCAAGUCAAGGUCUGGAUGAAGUGACUUGGGAUCAAUGUUGCCAAUUAUUGGAGGCGGAAUGGAAGGAGAUGCCUGAGCAGGCUGUCAUCGUUGUCAGCCACUACGACGAUGAGGUCCCGUGGUCCAAAAGUCGUGGUCGCGUAUUGAAGCUAGCAGAUGGUCACGCCACGCUGUCAUGA